This is a messenger RNA of Anthostomella pinea, 261 nucleotides long. The record is from the annotation of a GenBank genome assembly. NCBI's taxonomy places the organism in Eukaryota, Fungi, Ascomycota, Sordariomycetes, Xylariales, Xylariaceae.
AUGGCAACACAUGAAAAUAAGGAGAAGGAUGACCUCAUUUCCGCCCUACGGAAUCAGAACCUACGAUAUGACGAACAUAUCGGCCAGCAGAACCAACUCGUUGCCCGCAUCGCCAACACAAUAAGCACGGUUUUUAAGGUGUAUCAAGAGGCAUUCAAGAAACCGGACGAGCUUCCCAGCCCACUUUCGAGCGCUGGAUUCCACCAGCGCGAGACCGAUGACCACAGUCACUUCAGCCAUGAUUCUGAUUCUGAUUACUAG